AUGGAUUAUCACACUCAACACCCGGACAAAUAUGAACCAGACCACGAAUAUUCCAGUGACUCUCGCAGCGAUCAAUCGGAUGAGACGAUCGACCAUGUCGACACACUCGAGCUUACGCGUAUCAACACAUAUCGACUGCAACAAAAGACAACUGUAGGCUCUACAAGAGGGCCUGAACCCCGAGACCGAUGGCUUGCAAUGGGCGCCAACAAAGACUAUCCACCUCUGCUCCCGGAUUCUGAAGACUACGUGGUGGAAUUUGAUGGAGCCAAUGACCCUUUACAUCCAUACAACUGGUCUACGACGAGACGAACAUUUCUAGUCUGCAUCCUCUGCUAUGGUACUUUUGCUGGAUCGUUCACUAGUGCCGUCUUCGCGGCCGCUAUUUCUGGUGUAAGCCAGGAAUUUAACAUAAGCAGCGAAGUUGGAUCCCUUGGAGUGACACUAUAUGUUCUUGGAUUCGCCGCGGGGCCGACGAUUUGGGCACCAGGCUCAGAGUUGAUCGGCAGGCGCUGGCCGCUGUCUCUUGGAAUCUUUGGCUGCGGCAUCUUCACCAUUUCAUGUGCUGUUGCCAAAGACAUACAGACCAUCAUGAUCUGUCGAUUCUUCGCUGGCCUGUUCGCGGCCAGUCCAAUUUCAAUUGUUCCAGCGGUCUUCGCAGACUUAUUCAACAAUGCGCAACGUGGCGUUAUCAUGUCAAUCUUCUGCAUGGCCGUCUUCAUCGGGCCCUUCGCAGCGCCAUUCGUUGGCGGAUUCAUUGCUGAAAGCGAGCUGGGCUGGCGAUGGACGAUGUAUAUCUCUGCAUUCAUGGUCUUCUUGGGCUUUGGCCUGAUUGUCCUCUUCCUCGACGAGACCUAUGCUCCUGUCAUCCUUGUCCGCAAGGCAGCCACUUUGCGCCGACAGACUCGCAAUUGGGGCAUCCAUGCGAAACAGGAUGAGGUGGAAGUGGAACUCGCAGAACUUCUUCGCAACAACUUUGCUCGACCUAUUGUGAUGUUGGUCACUGAGCCCAUUCUGCUUCUGGUAUCGCUGUACAUCGCCUUUGUGUAUGGGCUUAUGUAUGCUCUAUUGGGCGCCUACCCGGUUGUCUUCCAGGGCGUUUACGGCAUGAACAUGGGUGUGGGUGGGCUUGCCUUCAUUGGCAUUAUCAUCGGCGAACUUCUUGGUGGUGUUUACAUUCUCAUGAUCCAGAGUGCAUACAGACUGAAGCUGGCUGCCAAUGACGAUAAACCUAUUCCCGAAUGGCGCCUUUCGCCGGCAAUUGUGGGCGCUGUGACAUUUGCCGGUGGGAUGUUUUGGUUUGGUUGGACCGGAUACACUUCAUCUAUUCACUGGAUGGCUCCUGUAGCCUCAGGUGUUCUCACUGGAGCGGGUAUCUUCUUGAUCUUUUUGCAGUGUUUCAAUUACAUCGUUGACUGCUAUCCUUCAUUGGCUGCCUCAACUAUUGCCGCAAACACAAUCCUACGCUCGGCCAUCGGCUGCUCCUUCCCACUUUUCUCCCGUCAAAUGAUGGAGAACCUGGGGGUGCAAUGGGCAGGCACGAUGCUUGGAUGCAUCGCUGUCCUGAUGAUUCCUAUCCCCGUUCUGUUCAAGAUAUACGGUCCAUGGCUGCGAGCAAGAAGUAAACUGGCAUGCUCGCCGGUGUAUGACGUUGAAAAGAAAGCGUAUGAUGUCUAA
Penicillium bovifimosum is the source of this 1677-nucleotide messenger RNA. RefSeq names its product MFS transporter. Gene Ontology annotation, biological process: transmembrane transport. Gene Ontology annotation, molecular function: transmembrane transporter activity. The record is from RefSeq and is a predicted model, not a curated record. The transcript has 4 exons. Bases 1 to 1677 code for a protein of 558 amino acids. NCBI's taxonomy places the organism in Eukaryota, Fungi, Ascomycota, Eurotiomycetes, Eurotiales, Aspergillaceae.